Molecule: messenger RNA, 11492 nt
Organism: Mus caroli (Ryukyu mouse)
Lineage: Eukaryota; Metazoa; Chordata; Mammalia; Rodentia; Muridae
Gene: Gprin3
Product: GPRIN family member 3
Biological process (GO): neuron projection development
Cellular component (GO): plasma membrane
Source: RefSeq, a predicted model, not a curated record
GCUAGGCUCCCUGAGCAGGGGGUCUGGAGGGCUGGCUGUGGUGGAGCUCACAGGGAGGCUGCUGCCUGUCUAUGUGCAGGCGGGACUCAGCCGCUGGGGCCUGGUCACCGCGGAGGGGCGCGCCUAGCUGGCGUGGAUCUGCCCGCACGUGAACUCCACCUCCUUGCUGGCUCGCCGCCCAGCGUAGAAGCUGCUGGUCUCCGCCCCGCUGCAGCGCCGCCUCAGCUCUUGGCAUAGUAAUCUCAGUUCCUGAUCGCGCAGAGCUGGCUCCUGGCUGCAGCGGACUGCUCAAGUCACCCAGCAGCAGUGUGGCAGAGCCAGGGCUGGGAAUCGACUAGAAGCCCAGCACCGCGCAGACAGCGGCCCAGCGGGGGACACCCCGCCGGAGCAGGCCAGUUUAGCCGAGAACUCAUCCCUAUGGCUUCCCUCUGAGUUCCUACUACUUCCCAGUGGAAAGCAUACUUGGAACAGACACUGGAGUGAUCUUGGAGAGAGGUCCCAUGGGGACUGUACCUGACCCUCUGAGGGUGACUAAAGCUUCGAUAGUGGCAGCUUCUGGGAAGGAAGAGUCUCGAGGGGAGCCGCAGAGUGUCUCACCACAACCAGCUCAGCCAGAUAAGAAUGCUAGUGGCAUUGCCAAUGCUCCUGCAGAACUCAGCCUCCGGCUCAGUGCAGCUGCUCAAGCCCUGAUGCAAGCUUGUGUGCCUGAGUCCAGCCAGCAAGACAUGGCAUCUCCUGGUGUCUUCAGUGAGGGAGAGCCAGUGUCUCCCAAACAGAAAACAACUGUUGACUUCCUGCUUCAUGGAAGCAAGGAGUCCGCAGCACCAGGCCUGAACGCUACUGCACAAAAGGAACUUAUAUCUGCGCCAUGUUCAAUAUCUGUAGUCCAGCACACUCACCAUGCCAUCCAAAGUGAUGCACCAAAAACUAGCACCUGUGAAGUACCUGAAGGUUCCUUGGUGAAAUCCGAGGCAAACUCAAACGGCAAGAACCCUGAAAAGCCAAGUUGUCCUGCCAGGGUCACCUGUUGCAGCAGCAAAAAUCAAGAAGGGCUCUGUGAUUUUCCUUCUCCAGAAAACAGCCAGGGAAUUUUACAGACUCCAGAUAUAGCAUCCCCUUCUGCAGACAGACCUGAGGGGGAAGGGCAGAAAGUCAUCAAUAACAUCACAGCGCUGUCCAGUGAACCUCCAGUAAGAGGGGGAUGCUCAGAGAACAAACAGCCCUCUGCCACUGCCUUGAACACCACAGCUGAAAGGUUGGAAAACCCUCCACCGUCCCCCCUCACCAGCAAAGGGGCCACAUGUUCUUCCGAAGCAAGGCAGGCACUGCUACCAGCACAGUAUCCUGUGUCAAGGUUUAAAGAAGCCAGUACAAUGACCUGCCAAGCUGAAAGCGAGGCUAAGGAGGUCCCUGGCAGGGCUUGGCAAGAUGCUGAGGUACAGGCAGUGGCAAGUGUGGAGAGCAGGUCUGUCUCUACCAGCCCCAGUAUCCUCCCUGCAUAUUUAAAGGAAAAUCCUGCUCCUGAGCUGGAGAAUGGGCAGGAGCAACUGCGUGUCAUUUGCCAUGGCAAGGGCAGUGGGAACCACUUGUUGGAACUCUCUAACAGCAUGGUAGACUCCCAGGAGUCAAGGCAGUGCCCCAGCAUUGUACCACAGGUGCAUAUCCAAGCAGCCAUUGCCACUCCUGCAGCUUUCAAAGAGGGAUGCAAACCAGCGAGCCAACCAGCUGAAGGCCUUAAAUCCCCACUGAUCCAUGUGACCUCCAGUCAAAACACGGAAACAGAGGAAGACCUGUGGUUAUCAGCAAGCAAAGAGGCAACCUCCAGACAGCCUGAAGGUACUAAUCCUGACUUCCAGAAAGCUAACCCCAUUGGCCAGAUUUCCCUCCGAUCAGGGAGUCAAGCUGAGAUAAAUCAGGGGUUGCAGAACUCCGGACCCAGGGAACCUGAAAUUGUAGUGAAAACUGCAAAUGACCACAAAGCAGAGUCAGGCUGCAAACUGUCCAACUCCGGUGGAGGUGCAAACAAAGACCACCCCCCGGAGAGCUUGGACCCCACUGAUAAAAAAGGUGCAACGGACAAGAAGCCUGCGUCUCCUCUUAUUGUGAAAGACCAUGCACCUGGAGCCACCAACACCCUAGAUGCCAAAACCCUAUUGCUAAAUCCUAAAUCUCAGGGAAAUGAAGGUGAGGGACUAGAGGUCAAUCCUGCACCCUCCCCAGGGAGAAAGAGCCAACAGAACACCUUGGAAGAACACAGGCAGCCCAAGACCGUCAUGAGUCUGAGCCUGCCAUCAGAUGGCACAGGUGACUCGAGCCCAGGCUCAGGUAAGAGGACCCCUUCUCUCUCAGUCAAGGCCAGCCCGCGCAGGGGCAGCCGGGUCAGUGAGUUCCUGAAGGAGCUCAGUGUGACAGCAGCUGCUGCCCAGGUGGGCCUCACACCUGGAGAGAAGAAGAAACAGAUGGGUGCAGACUCCAAGCUGCAUCUGAAACAGUCCAAGCGAGUGAGGGAUGUGGUGUGGGAUGACCAGGGCAUGACCUGGGAAGUGUAUGGUGCUUCCUUGGACCCGGAGUCCCUGGGAGUUGCCAUCCAGAACCAUUUACAAAGACAAAUUAAGGAACAUGAGAAGAUAGUUAAAACACAAAGUGGCCAAACUCGAAGGUCAAUUUCCUCAGAUUCUUCUUCAAGUAAGAAGCUUAAAGGGAGACAACAUGGUGUUCUGCAGUCCAUGCUGCAAAACUUCCGGCGCCCCAACUGCUGUGUCCGCCCUGCUCCAUCCUCUGUGCUGGACUAAAAGGGAACUGCACUAGUGUACGAGCUGUGGUAUUCCUUGUGUCUGUGUCAAAGCUUAGACGUUUGGAUUUCUGUUUUGUUUUAGGUUUGUUGUUGUUUUCUGAGAGACCUAGGAGUAAAAGCAACUAUUAGAUUUAAAACUUAGCUAUUAGGAAUUGUUGGGUUCUCCACAAAUAAAAUGCUGUUUCCCACUGAUAGAAUACAAUAGUGAAGCAAAGCUUACAGCUAGCACGAGUUCAGAAGAAAUGAUCGUCACUGUGGUUUUUAAAGACAUUAUUAUUUAUACACACAAGUCAUUCGGUAUUUUCACCUCAGUCUAUCACAGGAUGGUAUUUCCACUAAAAUGCCUGCUUUACGCUAAAACUAGCAAAAACAACUAUUAGCAACACUGUGGUAAUUUCUGGUAUUACUGAAGUAAGAAUGCUAGUACCACAAAACGUUGCUAGUACCACAAGAGGAUGCUAGAACCGCAAAUGUUUAAGUAGCUUUUAAGAACCUUCAUGUGAAAACUUGAAAAUCAAAUGUAUGUUAUCCCAGGGACAAAUAAGAUAAAAUGAAAAUACUCAAAAACGUAUUAAAAAAAACAAAUAUGAACUGGCUAUAGACAUCUAAAGCUAACCCUUUUUAUGUGAACAAGUUCUUGUUAGAAAAGUUACCUAUACCUCCAGAUAUGAAUACUGCCUGUACUAAACAUAAAUUUAUAUAUAUACAUUUUCCUGCAAAGCGCAUCCCUGUGCUUUGGACCACAUUAAAAUGAUAUUUUCUUACACUAGAGGAAGUGUCUGUGACUGGAGUCUUGAGACUAAGGAGGAUAGUUAAAUUUUGUAUUGUAAGUGUGUCCUCUGCUAACAGGUUCUGAUUGCUCAAAUGUACAACCUAGAUUGCUUCAGAAUCAUCACUUUUAAGAGACAUACUCUUACACUUCAGAGGUCUUCAUGAAAUCACAGUUUGAACUUUGGGUGGCCAUCUUCCCUCACUGGUUUCUCCAGGAAUGACAUGCAUGGGAACAUCCUUGACUCACUGAGUUGGGGUGGCAGCAGCAGCUUGUGCAUUGGGGUAGGAUGAAGAAGGAGCAUGGUGAAGGUUUAGGGCAGGGCUUCCUCCCAGCCUUCAUCAUCUACACAAAGCUAAUCUGAAGGUUGCAGUUAACACUUCAGACUUAGAUGUGGAAGGAAAAGCAACAACUUUUGCUAAAAUCACUCCUGAUGAGCUAGAAAACAGGACCUGCCGUGUAUCUUAUUUUUCCUUUAAAGACUCAAAUAUCAGUGGUACAGCCACAUAUCUGUUUUGUUUUUCUUUCAGUUUAUUUCUAUUUUUAGAUUAAAAACAUAAAAGUUAUACCUGUGCUCUGAAUCCUGAGCUAUAUUGCAUUUGAUUUCUACAAGAGCAAUUUAACUGAGUAUGUAACUGCAUAAGUAGGCCAUGGUGACAGCACCCUUCCAGUUGGAGAAUGAUAAUUACAGUGUUAUACUUGGAACUUAUAAUGAAUUUCUUAAUAAGGCACAUUUUCAGCUUCUUACUAAUUGGCUUCUAUUAAGGAUGCUUUAUAAAGUAGGAAUUACUGUCAAAUUACCAAUCAAAUUCCUAUAUUAAUGAUUAGAGAUUUAGAAUAAAACUCUCCCUUUUACUGUAAGUAGUUAUUUGCCUCGCACACCUUUGCCAGGAUUUUUUCUGUUUCCUAUCUUACACACACCCAGGCCUUCUGUCACAUGUCAGCACUCAUACGGUGUAUACACAAGCACACAGGAGCAGCUGUCCACAGGGUCCACUCCAGAUGGUGGCCCCUAGGAAUCCUUAGCCGAAAAGUGCUACAACAGGCUGUUCCUACGGUCAAAUAGGAGAGAAAAGAUAAUUCUAAUCAGCAAUAAUAUUUGCAGAUUUAAAGUAAAUAUGCAAUACUUAGAUUGUUUAGCCUGAAAGACUUGUCGGCAUCUUCCCCAAAUUCAGUAAAUCAAAACUGCUCAUUUUGGUAUGGUGCCUCUCAAAGCAAAACCUUAAGAAGAAAUAUUUGAUUAGUAAAUUUGGUUUUCUUUGAUACGAGAACUACAUUCUUCAUUUGGACAAAGACUCUAGAAACAUCACAAAAUGGCACAAAUAGAUUUUCGCUUUUUCCUUUUGCAUCCUACAAAAUUGAGAGGUUUUAGAACAAUCCGUGGAAAUUGCCUCUCCAGAUGGAUACAUUAAGCUGCAACUCUUCUCAGGUGUUCAUAUGGUACCUAUCCAUACAUACUCACAUAAUAAAACCCUAUUUAAUUUUUUUCUUUUUCCAUAAGUCCAUGAAACAUAGGACUUCUUCAUCCAGGUAGGCACACAAUGGCUUUCCUGAAAGACUCUAUCUGCCAAGAUAGAUUGAUAUCACUCUAUCACUGUUCUUGCUUUAUCUGUGUGACAUACACUGGUUUAAGAGUUAUUUAUGUCUAUCAUUAAUUUUUUUCUUUCUUUUAAAACCUUUUUAUGGAUUCUUUGUGAUUUUCACAUCAUGUACCCCAAUUCCACUUAUCUUCCUCUCCUCUCAUAACUGCCAUCUACCCUUGCCACCUCACCCGAAAACAAACAAACACACAAACAAACAAAAAUAAAACAAAACAUAAAAACCAUUUCAUCAUGGAAGCUGUAGUAUGUCACAAUGUGUCCCACAGUAUAUCUCUCUGUACACACAUCCUUGCUUGCAAAUGUUUAUUGCAAUGUAUCAUUGGUCUGGUUCAAGUUCUCUGGCUUCUGUAAUACCAUCAAUAUUGGCUCUUUACUGGGAUUCCUCCUGGUUAUCCUAUUGUUGCCCUGUGUCAUGGAGAUCAUCCAGUUUGGAUCAGCUUUUACACACCCCAAGAGUUCAUAGAUGAUGUAGAUCUCAGAUAUCACUGAGGCCCAGAUCUGGGGCUUUGAGUUGACCUAGUCCAAAUACUAUAACAUUAAUUUCUUUCACAUGUCAUUUUUACCUUCCUAAUACAUCUUAGAUCUUGAAAUAUAGGUAGUAAAUUUUUUAUUAAAGAAAUAAGUAGAUAAUAUUUCUGGCACCAGUAAUAAAAGAAGUGGAACUCAGGGUCUAGUAGUUCAUUCACCACUUACAAUAUAAAGAUGUUAUACCACCUACCAAGAAAAUACUAGAGUUCUUAUUUAAACUGUGAUUGUUCUGUUUCUAUGACCACAAGACAAACACUCCAGCUUCCAUUGUAAUUUGUUUAUUGUGAAUGAUUUUAUAAUAACAUCAUUUUUAAUUAGUUGGUUUUGAUGUCAUGGCCACCUGUGUAACAUAUAGUAAAAUACUGAUCAACUUGAGUUUUGAAUCAAUGGCAUAAAAUUUUGUGGCAUCAAAGUUAAUCAGAACCCAUGUGUAUGUAUGUCAAAAUGAAAUAGUUGUAAACCAGAUUCAUAUGUUUCCUUCAUGCCAAGUUCAGCUAUACUGAAUGGAAUUUUAUCUUGGAUACAAUUUUUUUAUUCUUCAAAAUCAUCCCAUACACCUUACUUUAGAUAUCUAUAUUUCCUGUGUUAUAGAUUGAGUAUAAAACUGAAGUUGGACUGAAUGCACAUGUAAAGCUUCUACUUAAAGUCUGAACUUUGAACUUGAAUCCUAAUGUGGAAAGAUAAGGAUAAGGAAGUUGUAGUUUAUAUGGAUCCCAAAGUCUUGCAGUUUUGCUGUUCCCAGUUUGUACUGUUUUGCUUCAUCAUUCUGGCCAUUGUGUAUAUACCAUACCAAAAAACAGAACACAAGGGGAUGUCUACUUUUAUUAGAAAGGUGAAAGUGUGCUUUUAAUCUCUCUUGUACAGGUUUCUUUGUAUUUACUGUUACAUUUACUGCAAAUAUGUGAGCAAUGUGUUUCCUUUUACUUGUACAGUGAAAGUGUUUUUUUAAAGAUCCCCUUCUAGUAUGACAUAAUUCACCAUAUCUCCUGUCUACUUUUUCAGAUCAGUAUAAAGAAAACAGUAUAUUAGAAAUAACAUUUGUGUAUAGGUUUAUGUGCUUUUAUUGAAUACUGGCCAGUCAUGGCCUUAUGUAGACUAAGAUUUACUAAUUAUCUACAAGGCUGCCAUGGAGAUGAGGCUGUCUCCUCUCUCCUGCUUUGCUCUUUGUGGUGUGUGAAAAAUGAGCUUGUGAAUUCCCCAGUGUGGUGACACUUAACUCUGAAGUAUCUUAAAGUGAGCUAAUGAUAUUAUUGUCACUGCCACAGUUUUGUCUACAUGGUGAAUCAAUGAAUCCGAAACCUUGUUUCUGCUCAUAUCAGUAUCUACUGUGUCACGAUUAUACCUGAAAAUUUUGUUUUCUGUUAGCACUGUCCCUUGAUGUGUGGGCAGCCUCUUUUGUUGGUUCUCUCCCAAUGCAGGUCAGCUGCUGCUCCAUGGUAAAUAAAACCUGCAGUCUGGGAAUCUCCUGCUAUCCUUGGGACCAUACCCUCCUCUAACAAAUUUCUGCAACUGAUGAGUGAUUCCCAAAAGACAUCCCUACAGACACACAGGCUUACAAAGAACCACAGAAUGUUGAACAUUUUUUGCAAAAUAGCUUUGUAAAUACUGAAACAGACUUCCAUGAACACUAUCUUACCUUUGAAACAGAAAGUAUUCCUUGGCUAUGGGAAAUCAGAUUUUUGAUUUGCAAUAACUAAGAACAUAAAGAAAAAAUUAGAGUGGGAAUUUUCUGUCUCAUAGUGACAUAUUGCUAUGUUUAACAGUGAACACUCACCAGCUCAGCUCUCACUUGCCACAACCGAAUAACCUCUCUUAAAGUAACUCCAGUCCAUCUGUGUGCAUAUACAAACAAGAGGCAAUCUGGAAAAGACUUAGUAUUAAAAAAAAAAAAGCAAGGUGACAGCAAUUAUAAAGGACAUACAAAUAACUGAGGACUCAGAGAGAUGAUGGUGGGGACCAGAAUGAUACAACAAGAUGUUAUUUACACAUUUUUUUUUCUAAGACUCAGAUAUCACGGAAACCAAUUUAAGAAUAAAGACUGUUGACUAUGAAACUAAAGCCAAGCAAUAUCAUGCCCAAAAGAAGCAGUUAUACCAGCAAGUGGAUCAGCUGUGAUCACACAUUAUGUAAUUAUAGUUUGCUCUGUGAAGAUUAGCGGUAACUCAAAGGGCACAUGAAGGCACAGUUUCAGCUUUCUGUUGGAAAGCCUCAUUAGAUGCUUCACAUGAAAAAGCAGCUCAAUGACCAUGAGCAAAGAUUAGCCCAUGUCUCAUGGCAGCCAUGGCAGAAGAGGAGCCAUUGAUUCAAACUCAAAUCAGCUUCAACCAGGAACUUGGUCCGAAACAAACAAACAAACAAACAAAGAAUUUAUAGAAAUUUCUCUUCCUGGACACUAGCAUGCCAGAUAAAAUUCACUUAACUCAACUCAGCCUAGUUGAUUGCAAGACUUAUCAAUGAGAAACAGGCUGCCAAAUGAAAAAGUACUAAAACAUGAGCCCUUUUUAGCAAAAGAACCUCAAAUGAUGCCUUACAGAGAAUGUUCUAGAUGAUUUCUGAAUACUAAUUAUUCAUCAAGUGUCUUUCUGGGCUCAAGUUCAAAGUUGAUUGGCUGCAAAGUAUUGAGAAUUAAGUCACAUAUUUUGCACCUCAGGAAAAGACACUGAUGAUCAACAAAACAGUAAUUAUGAUAAGAUUGUCUCAUGAUCUAUGUGUAUGAGAGAAAAAUUAAAUGGGAAAGAAGGUCUGAUCUAGAUCUCUUCAAUGUUGAAAUGUCAUCAGUUUUUCCCCCAACUAGGGAGAAAAUUAUAAUUUGGUUUGGGGUUGCUUUUGUUUUGUUUUGUUUACAUUGCUGCUAGUAUUAACUUUUGUUUUUGUUUUUCUUUUUGAAAUAACCUGUCUCUUCUUUAGAAAAACUUGUAAGUAGUUCAGCAGUUUCUUCUGAUUCACAUGGCUUUUGAAGACACUUUGUGAAGGAGAUGUGUGGAUGGGCAGAAGGCACUGGUCUUUAUCCAGAGGCAAUCUUGAUGACUUCAGUGUAGACUCACAAGUACUCAUUUAGGCCACAUCUUGGCAUAAGUCACUUUCAAUCAUGUAUUUAAGUGAUAUACAUAUGUUGGGAAAUAGUAGUAUUCUAGACCUGAACCUCUGUCCUUAAAAGAGAGGAAAGACUAAUGUGGCUUGCUAUAAGGGGGUCUACAGAUACCUGCUAUUAAAUAUAAGAAAAGUCAACCAUGCCUGAAAACUCAAGGAAAACUCUCCAGUAGCAAUUACUAAAUCUCUAUAUUUAUUUACCUCUGUUGUAGUAAUAUGUGAUAAUUCUGUAGGUGGUUGUGGAACAUUCGUACAUCCUAUAAGUGUAUACAGUCUGUGGGUAAUUGCUUUGCCACUUUUAUGUGUAGAAAAAAAUAGCAUGAUAUAGCUCAUUUAAAGGCUGUUUCCUAUCACCAACUACGUACAUGCAGGAAAGUUAAUAAAAUCAACAAAAGUGUGUAUGUGUGCAUUCAGUGACAGAAUUAAUUCUUUCAGUACAAAGUCAGGAGGAACUGGGCAUAAUUUUGCUUUGUUUCUUUAUCAUCAUAAGAGUUGCCUGCAGAAUUACCACAAAGGCUGAAUGGAGUGGUUGGUACAUUGGCAUAUUACUAAACAUGCCAGAGCUAAUUUCAUAUGCCAUUGGUCACAAGUAAGGUCAGUUCUUUGACCACUGGGUUGAUUUAGAUUCCUCACACAUGCUCUGUGUUAAUUGUGUGACAGUAUGUGCAUACCAUGAGUGUGAUUGUGUACAUACCUUGUAUGAAUUAUCAAAAUUCUUUAAACAAUUGCAGAAAAGCAGAACAAAGAAAUAAUAAAUCAAAAGCCUCAAAAUGGCUAAUCAAUAUGUAUUUUCAUUUUCUACACAUAAAAUACACAUAUAACCAAAUGUAAAUGGCAUAUCCAAAGAGAUGUGCACACAAAAUGCAUUUUAUUUAAACUGCUACCUUUGAAUAAAUUAUUAACAAAACAAGUAAUAGUUACACCUUUCAUGACUUUCCUAUUUUGCACAAAUCAAUAUUGAAAAUGUGAUGCUCUUCCUUAAAUGAUAUACCCAAGUGGCAGAUUUUACAAGUAAUAAAAACAGAGCCUAUUGAGCAUCUCACUACGUCUGGUAUCUGAACAGAUUCAGAGUUAUUAAUGCUAUUUGUUAAGUUCGGAACAAUAUCUGGAAAUGACACACACUGAGGAAAACCACUUAUAUUUUGAAAGCUGAAUUUGGGCCUUUACCAAUAUUUAUUUGCAUAGCCUGAGAGGAAGCUUACAUCCUCGUUGAAGUAUCUCCAGAUUUCUCUAGUGUAUACAAUGACUCAACGAAGAGACAAUCACAGGCCUUCUCUUGAAAUUAGUAAAACAGUAUGUGCCCAAACCAAAGAGAAAUAAGAGAUCAAAAUGAAAACAAAUUAUAGUAAGAUAUCACAAGACAAUUGGGAGUUCCUUAAGAAACACACUGAUACUCUGUACAGAAUAAUACCAAGGCCAAUACCAUUAUCCAAUUAGUGGCAAUUUGGAACAGAAAUACCUAGUUUAUCACAGUUUUUCUUAAGGAAUUGAUCAAAUUUUACUAAUUUCUUUCCAUGGAAAAUUUCAUCUAUUAAAUAAAGAUCAGGACUGACAUGGUUAAAAGUUAGUUCAAUUUGAGCCAGGUUCCAUGACACUAAAAACUGUAUUAACUAAUUGCUGGGCUAACAAUAUAAAUGGAAAUACCAGAAUUCCCCUUGAUAGAGAAUUCCAUUCACAAACUACAAAUACAACUUUUCAUUAAAGAUUCUGAAUAACAUUGGAAUACACAUAUAUUCCCUAACAGUUGGAUAUUCCUAGAAUAUUUUCCUGGGAAAAAGUGAACUAAUGUUAGCAUUUUCAAGUCUGUGUCUGCUGGUGCUGGAGAGAUGGCUGUGUGGAGUCUGUGUCUGCUGGUGCUGGAGAGAUGGCUGUGUGGAGUGUGUGUCUGCUGGUGCUGGAGAAAUGGCUGUGUGGUUAAGAGCCCUUACUGUUUCUUCCAGAGAGUCUGUGUUUGAUUUCUAGCAGGCACAUGGCAGCUCACAAUCAUCUGUAAUUCCUGUUCAGAUUAGGAACUAAAUCAGGUCUUCACACCUGAGAAAUGGGAAAGGCUAGCCAACCAUACAGACACUGCAUGAUGACUGUGAAUGGCCAGUUUACCUGUGAUGAGCUCCUGAAAUCUUGAUGUUCACCAAUUUUUUUUUGCAUAAGUGAAAUCUGUGUUCCUUUGAAAAAUGCAUAUAAAUUUCAAUAUUACUAGAGAAUUCUGUCAACAUGGCAAUCAUUUGUGUACAUCCUCUGAGAAAGAUCAAAAUGAACUACAAUGUUUGAUCAAUGGAGAAACAGUAAUAUUCAAAAUGCAAAGUAUGAGUAUUAUGGCAUCAUGUCUGUCUACAAAUAUCACAAACUACCUUAUUUAAGAGAGUUACCAUAUCUUGGACAUUUUUCACAAAUAAAAAUGGAAGGUCAUGUCGAUAGAAAGAUAAUGAUCUCACAAACAGACACCAACCCCCAUUUGACAGUCGGUUUUCUAAUGGAUGUUUAAAAUACUGAGAUUCAACUGGUUAGCUACUUUUGUCCUUAAACUUUUUGAAAUAUUAUUUUUUGGACCUCACUUCCCAUAAUAAAUAUAAUAUGAAAUAAAAUGACCUAUGCUUCUAUUAUUGUUACUAUUAUCAUCUCUGUUGUGCAGAUGUUCUUUUAGUCCAGGAUACAUGGUGUCAGUUGAUCUCCUGAAUAACACUUUUCUACUAGAAAUGUGCAAUAAAGCCAA